Molecule: messenger RNA, 1395 nt
Organism: Lycium barbarum (goji berry)
Lineage: Eukaryota; Viridiplantae; Streptophyta; Magnoliopsida; Solanales; Solanaceae
Exons: 1
Coding region: 147-1256 (369 amino acids)
Source: RefSeq, a predicted model, not a curated record
ACCUCAGAAACGCCCCACCCCCAACUUCAUUCUUUUUACAUAUUACAUCUGUCACUUUCUUUCCUGUGUUCCAUUCUUCUCUUUUCCCUCUUUUUAUAGCAAAACCAAUAUUUUCCCAUAGUAGAAAUCCUCAGGAACUGAAAACCAUGAAAGAGAGAGGCAAAGCUGCUAUAAUGGAAACUGAUAACUUCUCAGAUUUCAACUACUCAGUUUCAUCAGAUAUGCCAUGUAAGAAACACCCUUCUUCAUCUUCCAUUGGAAUAUGUUCUUAUUGCCUUAAAGAAAAACUAGUCAACUUAAUUUGCUCAGAGUGUGGUGAACAAAGACUCUCUUCUUGUUCUUGCUCUGAUUCUUCUUCUUCUAAUAGAAAAUCAUGCACUACUGAUAUUGGUAGUGUUGGUAGGAUUUCCUUUUUAUUGGAAAACGAGAAAACAGAUUUCCAAAAGGAACUGAUGACGAAGGAAAAAAAAGAGCAAGUCAUAGUCUUGAGGAGAAGUAACAGUAGUUGUGUUGAGAUCAAGAAAAGUAACAAUGGGUUUUGGAAAAUUAAGAGGCUUUUUAGUAAGAAGAAAAAAAAGGGUGUUGAAAAUGGUAAUUGUUUGGAUGAGAAUAGUAGUGAUAUUUGGGUGAAUGAUGUUAUGGGAGUAUCAAGAUCAAGAUCAGUAUGCAGUUUUAGAGGUGGUGGAUUUAAUGAUACUGACGAAGGUAGUGAUUAUAGAUUUUCAAGUGCUAAAAUAUCUGAUGUUACUGGUGGAAUAUUAAUGGAUUCUGAUGAACCAAGAAAAAGUGGAUAUAGUGUUCCAAAUAGGAGUAUAUUUCCAGUUAAAGAAAGUGAUUUUACUAACAUGGAUGAUUCAGCUUUUAUUGACUUAAAAUUGGAUUUAUCAUCAUCAGAGUCUAAACAAGAUUUUCCUGUUGGUAUGAGGCUUAGUAAUGUUUCAGAUAAUGGGCGGGCUGGGCUGGAUUUGGGCGGGUUGAAAACGAGUUCAGCUAAGAGGCUUAGUAGUGCUUCGGAUAAUGGACGGGCCGCGUUGGAUUUGGGCGGGUUGAAAACCGGCCAUGCGACUUCUUUAGGUCAUUUGAGAGGCCCUAUGAAUGGGGUAUUUGGUCAUAGUGGUUCUUGUAGAGUGAAUGAAUAUGAUAGGGGGGUAAAAAGGAGUGGCAAUAAAGGGAACAAAGUGUGGAAAUGGAUUUUCAGUUCUGGGAGGAAGAGUACAAGCAGUAACAGAGAUGAAAAUGACAUAUUCAAGUCUUGAAUUUUGUUAAAUUAUGAAAGAUUUGUAAUGAUCUAUUUGUUUUUGUUGAUAUAUGAUACUAUAUGAUAUCUCCUUUAGUUGGUUUAGAGGGUUACUUUGAACAGUAAAUAUAGAGUUUCCUAUUUUCUGCUUUUCGUUA